AUGGCUCCUUCUGUUACCAAGAUUUUCCUCUCAGCGUUGCUCGUGGCGGCAUCGCUCCAGCCCACAUUCGCAGCCCCAUUGCCAGGAGAUAUCAUCUCUGCUCGUCAGCUAGCUGGUGAAGGUGCAGCAGCCGACUCCAUCUUGACCUCGACCGACAACGGAGUCGGCUACGGGAUCGAGAAUGCCGAAGAUAACACUGCAGCCUUGCUCUCGAGCUCAGGCACAAGCUCAGGCUCAUCAGGCUCCGGCUCCUCUUCUCCUCCACCACCACCUCCACCACACAAGUCCAGACGCCAGGCUGAUAAGAUCGCCAACGGCGCCGGCGCCAUCCUCAAUGCCGCUGGACAGCCAGGCGCUGCAAACGCAGUCACCUCGAACGGCGACUCUGUUGAUGGAACCUUGACUUCUGAUGCCGCUAACACAGGCGCACAAAUCGGAUCAACUGAGGAAUCUACCCUCGAAGGCGUUGGCAAAGCUAUCCCGAAACUUUGA
Exophiala bonariae is the source of this 492-nucleotide messenger RNA. RefSeq lists its product as uncharacterized. NCBI's taxonomy places the organism in Eukaryota, Fungi, Ascomycota, Eurotiomycetes, Chaetothyriales, Herpotrichiellaceae. The record is from RefSeq and is a predicted model, not a curated record. The coding region runs from base 1 to 492 and encodes 163 amino acids. The transcript has a single exon.